Molecule: messenger RNA, 3725 nt
Organism: Castor canadensis (American beaver)
Lineage: Eukaryota; Metazoa; Chordata; Mammalia; Rodentia; Castoridae
Gene: Trappc11
Product: trafficking protein particle complex subunit 11
Source: RefSeq, a predicted model, not a curated record
CUUCCUGUGCCAGUGGAGGCGGGGAAAGGGAAGUCCCGCCUAGUGGAGCCGGCUCUGAGGUUGCGGCUGCAGGGAAGGUCCCUUGCGUUCCUGGACACUUUUGCCUCCUUCCCCUUAUCCUCUCCCGCUGGCGGCGACCGGCCACAGCUGCAGCGGGCCCAGGGCGUGCGGCCCGGAUUUUUCGUGACAUCUUAAACAUGAGUCCCACACAGUGGGACUUCCCUGUGGAGUUAUGUUGUCGGCCUAUGGCUUUUGUUACACUUACAGGACUAGACGUAGUAUAUAAUGCUGUCCAUCGAGCAGUCUGGGAUGCUUUCUGUGCCAAUCGGAGAGCUGAUCGGGUACCAAUUUCUUUCAAGGUGCUCCCAGGUGACCAUGAAUACCCCAAAUGUAGACCCAAGAGAACGUCAUACGAGUGGUACAUUCCUAAAGGGAUCUUGAAGACUGGCUGGAUGAAUAAGCAUCUGAAUCUGGUACCAGCCCUGGUGGUUGUGUUCUAUGAACUGGACUGGGAUGAGCCUCAGUGGAAAGAAAAGCAGUCUGAGUGUGCGACCAGGGUAGAGAUCGUCAGGCAAAGUUUGCAAGGAAGAAACACAAAAGUCGCAGUGGUUCUGAUCCAAAAGAAGACCCCUCUGCCUCCAGGAGAAGAUGUCAUUGCUUCAGAAAGGGCUGCAGCUUUAUGUAAUGUCUGUGAGCUCUCAGGAAAGUCCUUGUUUGUGCUGCCCCACACUGAUCACCUUGUAGGCUAUAUUAUAAGAUUAGAAAAUGCCUUUUAUGAACAUGCACAGACUUAUUACUACACAGAAAUCAGAAGAGUGAAAUCUCAUAAGGAAUUUUUGAAUAAAACAACACACCAGCUUUUAUUUGUUAGACAUCAGUUCAAAAUAGCUUUCUUCAGUGAAUUGAAACAAGAUACACAAAAUGCUCUGAAGAAUUACAGGACUGCCUAUAAUCUUGUACAUGAAUUGAGAACCCAUGAAACUAAUAUUCUGGAAAUUAAGACUAUGGCAGGAUUUAUAAACUACAAGAUCUGUAGGCUGUGUUUUCAGCACAACACCCCAUUGGAUGCAAUUGCUCAGUUUCGAAAACACAUUGACUUAUAUAAGAAAAAACUUGGAAGCACGGAGUUGUCUUUUGAGCAUGCUGCAUGGAUGGCUAAGCAAUUCCAAGUCUUUGGAGAUUUAUUUGAUGAAGCGAUUAAGUUAGGGCUGACAGCUAUUCAGACUCAGAACCCUGGUUUCUACUACCAGCAGGCAGCACACUAUGCCCAGGAGCGGAAGCAGCAGGCAAAAGCCCUUUGCAGCCAUGAGGCUUCUGUAAUGUAUCCCAACCCUGAUCCCUUAGAAACACAAACAGGUGUUCUUGACUUUUAUGGACAACGGCCAUGGCGACAAGGAGUACUAAGUUUUGAUCUUUCUGAUCCUGAAAAAGAGAAGGUAGGAAUUCUUGCCAUUCAGCUGAAGGAGAGGAGUGUUGUUCACUCUGAAAUAAUAAUAACCCUUCUGAGCAAUGCUGUCGCACAAUUCAAAAAGUAUAAGUGUCCAAGAAUGAAAAGUCAUCUAAUGGUUCAAAUGGGAGAGGAAUAUUACCACGCAAAGGAUUAUACCAAAGCUUUGAAGUUGCUAGAUUAUGUGAUGUGUGAUUACCGAAGUGAAGGAUGGUGGAGUCUGCUCACAUCUAUACUGACUACAGCGCUGAAAUGCUCCUACCUCAUGGCCCAGCUAAAGGAUUACAUUACUUAUUCCCUAGAACUCCUUGGAAGAGCAUCAACUCUGAAAGAUGACCAGAAAUCUCGGAUAGAAAAGAACCUCAUAAAUGUUUUAAUGAAUGAAAGUCCCGAUCCUGAACCCAACUGCGAUACUUUAGCUGUGAAGACGGCUCAGAAGCUGUGGGCAGACCGAGUUUCUCUGGCUGGCAGCAAUGUUUUUACAAUAGGAGUACAGGACUUUGUGCCAUUUGUACAAUGUAAAGCCAAGUUUCAUGCCCCGAGUUUUCAUGUCGAUGUUCCUGUUCAGUUUGAUAUUUAUCUGAAGGCUGACUGUCCACAUCCCAUUAGAUUUACCAAGCUCUGUGUCAGCUUUAAUAAUCAGGAGUACAACCAGUUCUGUGUGAUAGAAGAAGCAUCCAAAGCAAGCGAUGUUUUAGAAAACUUGACCCAAGGAAAGAUGUGCUUAGUUCCUGGUAAAACGAGAAAACUGCUGUUUAAAUUUGUGGCAAAAACUGAAGAUGUGGGAAAGAAAAUUGAGAUCACUGCUGUGGAUCUGGUUCUUGGCAGUGAGACAGGCAGGUGCGUGGUUCUGAGUUGGCAGGGAGGGGGCGGUGAUGCCGCUUCCUCCCAGGAAGCCCUGCAGGCUUCGCGCUCUUUCAAAAGACGGCCUAAGCUCCCGGACAACGAAAUUCACUGGGACAGUGUCAUAAUUCAGGCGAGUACCAUGAUCAUUUCCAGAGUCCCAAACAUCUCUGUAUGUCUUCAACAUGAGCCUCCUGCCCUGAUGAAUGAAAUGUAUUGUUUGGUUGUGACCGUUCAAUCCCAUGAAAAGACCCAAAUCAGGGAUGUGAAGCUCACUGCUGGCUUAAAGCCUGGACAGGAUGCCAACUUAACUCAGAAAACGCAUGUGAGUCUUCAUGGCACAGAACUAUGUGAUGAGUCCUACCCGGCUUUGCUCACGGACAUUCCUGUUGGAGACUUAGAUCCAGGAGAAAAGCUGGAAAAAGUGUUAUAUAUUCGCUGUGGAACAGUGGGCUCAAGAAUGUUUCUUGUAUAUGUUUCUUACCUGAUCAAUACAACUGUUGAAGAAAAGGAAAUUGUCUGCAAGUGUCACAAGGAUGAAACUGUAACAAUAGAAACUGUCUUUCCAUUUGAUGUUGCAGUCAAGUUUGUUUCCACAAAGUUUGAGCACCUGGAAAGGGUCUAUGCUGACAUCCCUUUUCUGUUGAUGACGGACCUUUUAAGUGCCUCACCUUGGGCCCUUACAAUUGUAUCCAGUGAGCUGCAGCUUGCUCCUUCUAUGACUGCAGUGGACCAGCUGGAGUCCCAAGUGGACAAAGUUGUCUUACAGACUGGAGAGAGUGCUAGUGAAUGCUUUUGCCUUCGAUGCCCAUCUGUUGGAAGUGGUGAAGGUGGAGUAGCAACUGGACAUUAUAUUAUUUCCUGGAAGCGGACUUCAGCAAUGGAAAACACACCUGUCAUCAGCACUGUCAUCACGCUGCCACAUGUGAUUGUAGAGAAUCUCCCUCUCCAUGUGAAUGCAGAUCUGCCAUCAUUUGGGCGUGUCAGAGAAUCAUUACCUGUCAAAUAUCACCUGCAGAAUAAGACGAACUUAGUUCAGGAUGUGGAGAUUUCUGUGGAGCCCAGUGAUGCCUUCAUGUUCUCAGGUCUCAAACAGAUUCGAUUACGUAUUCUACCUGGCACUGAACAGGAAAUGUUAUAUAACUUCUAUCCUCUCAUGGCUGGGUACCAGCAACUGCCAUCUCUCAAUAUCAGCUUGCUCAGACUUCCUAACUUCACAAAUCAGCUGCUCAGGCGUUUUAUACCUACCAGUAUUUUUGUAAAGCCGCAGGGUCGCCUCAUGGAUGGCGUCUCUAUUGCUGCUGCAUGAAGUUCAAGACCAGCCCUUGCUGUUCUUACAGAUGCUGCCAGAGCUGUGGGGUUCUGCUGUGAUCUGUAGCUUUGAUCAUGGUAAAAAGUUAACCUUUUCUAUUUUUUGAUGGAUGUCAUACCAACU